Messenger RNA from Gryllus bimaculatus (two-spotted cricket), 5131 nucleotides. The record is from the annotation of a GenBank genome assembly. NCBI's taxonomy places the organism in Eukaryota, Metazoa, Arthropoda, Insecta, Orthoptera, Gryllidae.
UAAAGUUGUUGGUUAUUGGCAAACAUAAAAGUCAAUAUUUACUUAGUGAACUAGUCAAAAUUAGUCAUCCAAGAACAUGGCGGCGUGGCCUGUGGAAAAGUUUCAACUCGAUGAUGAUGGUGAUAGAAGUGACACGUUUGACAGCAUAUUUUUGACUGAUGAUUUACAAGAUUGUAUCGAUAAUUUCGAUCUACCUGCUUUGGGAAAAGUUUUCGAACAGGAACCAGUGUAUACAACUUCGAAACUCUCGGAGGAAAAUAAGCCUGAAACAUCCAAUUACAUUGGAAAACUCGAAGGACAUGACGAAAAUGCAGGGUACAUUCACCAUACCAUCAGUUCAGACCAAAUAUACAUGCACAUCAAUCCAGGAAAUAAUGAUCUCAUGCCUGAAAAUCCCUCCCAUGCGACUAUCACGAUUGAAACAACGGACCCAGCUACAAACAGAAAAGAAAUUAAAAGGUAUACCUGUGAAUAUGAUGGAUGCAGUCGUACUUACAGUACUGUUGGAAACCUUCGCACUCACAUGAAAACUCACAGAGGUGAGUUCAGGUUCAAAUGUUCAGAACCAGGAUGUGGCAAAGCAUUUCUGACAUCUUACAGCUUAAAAAUCCACAUACGUGUUCACACUAAAGUAAAACCAUUUGAAUGCAACCAUGAGGGAUGUGAAAAAGCUUUCAAUACACUUUAUAGACUACGUGCACACCAGCGGUUACAUACAGGUAAUACUUUUAAUUGUGAAAGCCAAGGAUGUCUUAAGUUUUUUACUACUCUUCAUGAUCUCAAGAAACAUGUGCGGACUCACACACAAGAGAGGCCUUACAAGUGCCAAGAAGAAGGCUGUGGGAAAGCUUUUACUGCCAGUCAUCACUUAAAGACACACAAUCGAAUUCAUACAGGUGAAAGACCAUAUUCCUGUUUAAAGACAGAUUGUCUUCGCUCCUUUUCAACAUCUCACAGUUUGAAAUCACAUACACGGCGACAUGAACAAGCUAGUGAUUCUAAGAAUGAUGUUAAUAAUGAAACGGGUGAUGACAUGGAUGAUACGUCUGAUGAUCCAGAUAAUGAUGACAUGAAGUGUAGUAAUAUCGGCCAGUUGAGUAAUGUGGAAGACAGUGACUCUAUGACGGGGGAUAACAAUGUUUCAGCAUUCAUCAUUCCUUUUACGGAUAAUAAUAUGCAAGCUAUCAAUAAUGGUAGAGAUACAAUGGAGGUUGAAGGCAUAUUUACAAGCCUUUUUCCAAAUUCAUCUACAGAAACUGAUCCCCAGUCACAGAGUCUUCAUACUGUGAUAAGUUUUUCUCCGGUGACUGGUGAAGUUCAAAAUAUAGAGUUCCCUGCAACAAAUGAUGCCUGCACUGCUUCGUCCUUCACUUUACCUGCUAAAAGCCAUACUGGCAACAGAGAAGAAAUUGGAGCAAUAACUCUAAUGCCUUCUGUUCCAAUUAGUGACAGUAGUAAGCCAGAGGUUUCUGAGAUGAUUUUACCUGAUUUAGAAGUAGCUGUUCAUAAAGAUUCUGUCAAUACCAACAAUUCUUCAAAUACAAUUUCAGAAGAAAGUCAUAUUGUAACAAACAGAAAUGUGGCAAAUAUUUUAAGCCUUUUAUCAGCAAAUGGACAAAUUCAAGAAAUACAGUUGACUGCUUCCUCAGAUGAUAACGAUCCAUCCCAGAGUGUGUUUGAAGCAUCAGGAAAAACUGCAAUUGAUAUAAUAAAAAUGUUGUCAGCUUCUGGGCAAAUUCAAGAUAUACAUUUGUCAGGACCAAUGUUACCAAAGAAGAGUUCAGAUACAGCUCAGUGUAGUAGCUCAUUAACAGUGGAAAAUAACAACACUUCGCAGACGCCUCAGGAUUUAAUGGUGAUGCUAAAUUCUUUUAUUUCAAAAUCUGAAGAACAUUGUGUUAAAGGCAAUUCGCCAAUAAAUAUAUCAUCAGAAAAGGGCACAGUUGUGAGUACUGCAAUCACAAAUCUUCCCUUUCAGCCCAAGACUCUUACUGUUGGCAAUUCAGAUAUGCAAGAAGAACUGCCAAAUCAGUGGAUUGAUGUAAUGGAGUGUAGUGCCUUAGUUAAUACAUCUAAUACAUCUGCAUAUGAAUCAGGCUGUAUGAUAAUUAAUUCUGCUAGUAAUGUAGACGAAUCAUCUGGUACUCCUACUCAGUUAUGCGAGUCAGAUUCUGUCAAUAAGUCUGGAGCUCUAGUCUCAGAAAUCACUCGAGUACCUUUUAAUCAUAGUAGCCGGAAUGUCCUGAAAGACAUCACUGCAGAUGCAGAGAUUUGUAGGUGUAAUCCUUGCAAAUGCUCAGUUUCAGGUCAAGAAUGUCACAACUGCAGUGCAAAUGUACAUAGUGUACAAGAAGAAUUGCCUGUCAAAGCUAGUCACAACUUGGAACCUGGAGGGGAAACUUGGGCUUCCAUUAGAAAAGACUGCAUUGUAAACAAUCACACUGAUGCUCAUAGAAGUACCAAAUUAAUAGAUAAACAUGUAUUACCUAGCAAUAAUCAGUCUUUAAACUGUAGCUCCUUUGUAAUUGUUGACACAGCUAUUAAUUCAAAACAAAAUAAUAUUGAAUCCACAGCACCAUUUAAUUCAUUACUUCAAGGGAAGGAAGUAACUAAAAUGUUCAUGAGUAAUGAACCUGCCAGUGACGCCCUCCCAAACUGGAAUGGAAAGGAGGGAGCAUUGUCUAGCAUAGCUAGAACGCACUCUGACACCAAUUCCCAAAGUCAGAAGACUGAUAGUGAUAUUAUUAAUAAUAAUGAUAGUUCUAAUGAUACUAGCAAUAAUAGUGAUAACACUCAAACUCGUGAUAGAAUUCCAGUUAAUUGCAAGUGUUGCAAAUCAGGUUGCAAUUCUCAGAGUAGCGCAAGUGAUCAAGACUGCUGUGUUGUUGUAUGCCUUAAGACUUUAGAACAGUUGAAGAAAGUGAUACAAAUGGGUUGCUGUUCUGGAGCUGGAAAUUCCUUACGCGCCUUGGCUACACAAAUUUCUUCAGCAUCUAAUUGCUGUUCUCAUAAAGAUAAAAAUUCCUAGAGGUUGACUUACUAAUUUUAGAGAAUUAUUGUUCAUAGUAAGUUUAUGCAUUUUCAUGACAAAUUAAAUACAAAUCAAUAUUUGAAUAAUUCACCCCUUUAAUGCUACAGUGUAUUGCACUAAAGUGUACUUUAAUGGAAUAGAAAUAUGUGCAAUCAUUACGAAAGUUUGUGAGGUGAAAAACUUUUAAAGAGUUCUUUUAUAUUUCAACAAUUCCUCUUUAACAUUCUAAAUCAUGUAUUAAUUCUGAUGAAGAUACUUAGUGACAGCUAUCUUGUAUAAUAUCAGUGCAUGCAUUUAGAAUAGCUCAUUUGUCAGGCAUAUGACCUAGCAUUGCUGAAUAGAACUUAAAAGUUCAAAGUUGAUUAGUUGAAAUCAAGAAUUCCAUGGCAAUAAGAAAUAAAAAGAUAUUUAAUUUUUUCUGUUCCAUAAAUAUUGGUAAGAAUGAAUCUACCAAACUUCUAUGUCAAAGAAAAAAUAUUAUAUAAAUAUUUAAUUACAACUGAUAAUCAACUUUCAUUACUUUUUUUUUUUGACUGAUGGUUAAUUAUUCAGUGCUAUUACCUCACUACUUGAUGAGAAAAUGUAUUUAGAAGUACCCUUCCAACUCAUUCUACAAGAUUUUGCAUUUUAAUAGCAUGCAAUGUGACUGAUGGAAAAGAUCAGUAAAUGGCCUCCCUGUAUGAUGAGUGUGUGAAUCUGAGUCCAAAUGCUAAUGCUCGAAUAUAUCCAGUCGUGUAUUAAGUAGCUCCGAAAAAAAAUUGAAAUAUCCUCAUUUCCUGAUAAAAUUUUGAUUGAAACUGAGAGUGGUUUCAUUAUGAAAGCUUGACUGUGAUAGAGAAAACCUUUUCCUUCCAACAGCAGCCCCAGAAGAGAACAUAUUUUCAAAUAUUGAGCUUGGAUGUAGAAAUGCUGGAUAUCGAGCUGGGUAUUUUGCUUACAGAAAUGAUGUUAUUUAUACACAAGGUCAUGAAAACUACAAAGUUAUAGGGAAGUAUAUAAGUUUGAUAUACUUGACCGUUAUGAUGUUUUGUUAAUUUCUUACAAUUAUUUUGAAAAAAAGUAUAUGAAGUGAAACAUUUCCAUUUGCCCAUAUUGAGCUCAUAUUUUGUGUUGACUUCGGAUGUUGUUAUGAAAUUUUCUAUUGAAACUUUAUAUUGAGGAGUUCUACAUUAAACUCAAUCUUUUUGACUGUACUAAAUAAUUUGAAUUGAUGGUAGGUGCAUUACAUUAUUAGUACUUUCAUGAGUUCAGUUAAGAACUUUUAAGAGACAGCCAUUGCUGUAAGUGAUAGAGUAAUAGGUUUAUGGAUCGUUUGUGAUAUGUACUGUAACUAAGUUUUUUUAUCAUUGCAGAUUUAAAGUAGUUAACUAGAUUUUUUAAGUUAAAAAUUGUAAAUUUUAAUUUAAUACUCAUUUUAGAAUUCAAAAUUUACAAAUAUGAAAAAUAUUAUGACCUCAUUCAAAGGAAAUAUUGUUGAUAUCUUUUUUCUUCCAAAAUAUUUCAAAUUUACUGAGAGAUAUUUUGUGGUUUUCUUUGUUCCUAUUGUACAAGGCUGUUUCAACAAAUUGAAGAGGUCUCUUGUUGAGGCAUUACUUAUCUUAAUUAUCACUUAUGUGUUCCUGUUGUAGCUAGAAGAAAGACACAAAUAAUAUCAUUUUUAUAGUGUUAUGGAAACUGAAUAACAGAAGAUGUAUGUUUAGGAACGGAAAAAAGAUGAGGUUGUGUUUAUUGUUACACUAUAGAUAUAUAAUUUAUAUUGUGUUUUUUCUUCAUAUCUUUAUUGGGUCAUUUAUCUAUAUGUAUGUCUGAGACAUAAUCUAAAGGCCAUAUAUGAAUGAUUCUUAGCUAGUCAUUAUAUGCAACAUACUGUUUCAUUGACUAAAUUUUGAUUGAAUUUGAAAUUCUACUCUUUCAUUUUGUAAUACAAAUCAAAAUUAUUUACUAACAGUACAAUGUGCCUUAUUUACCACGUAGUCUUGUUAUUAUACUUGUGUUGAUGUUUGUAUAUUUUAAUUAUUACUAUGGAUGUAAUAGAAGAGAAUAUUUUAUCGUGUGCCUGUAAAUACCAUGCAGUAUUUUAAUAUGUUAUAUUUAUAUACA